AUGUUUCCAGCUGGUGUUAUUUUAGUCUUUUGUUUGAUCUUUGCUGCUUUCGUCUUGGUUAGUGGUGUUUUCAUCCACAAGAAAAUCAAGGCUAAGAAAUCUAAGCAAAGAUUCUAA
This is a messenger RNA of Lodderomyces parapsilosis, 117 nucleotides long. Its product is annotated as proteolipid ATPase. Lineage: Eukaryota; Fungi; Ascomycota; Pichiomycetes; Serinales; Debaryomycetaceae. The transcript has a single exon. Bases 1 to 117 code for a protein of 38 amino acids. The record is from RefSeq and is a predicted model, not a curated record.